AUGGCAGAUUCACAAACUCAAUUAGAUCUAUUAAAACGAAUCAUCAAGUUUCAGACAGAGAAUGAUGUUAUGAUUACACAAGUGAGAAAAGGACAGGCUGAACUUAAAGCUAGAAUUGCCAAAUUGGAACAGAAUGUAACGAUGAUUAAAAAAGAAAUGAGAUUUAAGAAAAACCGCAAAUUUCAGAAUAAAUGCAUUCAGAUAGCUAAAGAAAUUCUUAAUGAAGAACCGAUAAUUGAGUAUCGUCCUGCUUUUUUGAAAGGAUUGGAAUUUGAUGCCUUUUUUCAAAAAUAUCGAAUUGCAUUAGAAGUGCAAGGAAGCCAGUACCGGUUUCAUAAUACUAGUUGGUAUAAGGAUGUUAAAAAAUUCGAAGACAUUGUUAAUCGUGAUCGUCUAAAGAGAUGCAUAUGUCAAGAUAAUGGAAUUUUUCUACUUGAAGCAUGGUAUGAUGAAAAUCCAGAAAUCGUUAUUCCGAAGAGGAUACAAAAAAUUAAGAAUUUAGCUAAUCAAGCUUCCAAAAUUUUUGACUUAUAA
Messenger RNA from Racocetra persica, 534 nucleotides. NCBI's taxonomy places the organism in Eukaryota, Fungi, Glomeromycota, Glomeromycetes, Diversisporales, Gigasporaceae. The record is from the annotation of a GenBank genome assembly.